Messenger RNA from Ectocarpus sp. CCAP 1310/34, 5427 nucleotides. The record is from the annotation of a GenBank genome assembly. NCBI's taxonomy places the organism in Eukaryota, Phaeophyceae, Ectocarpales, Ectocarpaceae.
AUGCGACAACGUGACAACCCGCUCGAGACUCCUCGUCCUUUCGCGUCUAAACAUGCGAACGUGUGGUGCAAGGACUUGGCGGCGGCGGCAACGGCGGUGUUCCGCAACAGGGCCACGGAAUCGCCGGCCCCGAGCUCUUCCUCGUCUUCCCACCACCACCGCCGGUCGAGCUCGACCUCCUCGGGCGUGAUGGGCGACGCAGGCAGUCGUUCACGCGGCGGCAGCGGCAGCGGCAGCGGCGGGAGGGCUCUUACGCCCCCCGCGUCCUCCUCCGGCAACCGCACGACCCAACCGACCCCUUCCCCUGAUUCAGACCGGCAGGCUUCCUCGACUGCGACGGCGGCGACGAUGGCGGACGACAGCGACUUGGCCCCGGCGGCGGCGGCGGCGGCGGCGGCGGGUUUGCCGGACGCCAUCGCGGUUGCCGUCGCCUCGACGUUUCCCACCGCAGGCGCCGGUGGCAGUGCGGGAGGGAGUUCAGCAGGGGGGGGCUGUCCUUUUUCCGGUCGCGACGGGGAGGCGUUUCCGAUGGACGCCUCGUCAUCGACGGUGCUGGCGGCGGCACAGACUUCGGCGGCGUAUACGACAAACUCCGUCGUUGCGGCGGCGGUCGUGGUAGGGAGAGACGGGGCGAAGUCGGGCGGCGAAGGCAGUAGCAGCAGCAGCAGCAGCAGCAGCCGCCGCGGCAGCGGCAGCGGCAGCGGCGGCGGUGGCGGUGGCGGUGGCGGAGGCGGCGGCUCAGCCGCACGGGGCGGCGGCGGGCCAUGGUCGUCGUCGUCGCCGAACGACUCGCGCGCGCUCGUGGUGCCCGUCGCGAAGAACUUUGCAAAGGGUAACGGCAACAACAACAGCAACCUGUUGUCGCCUCAGACUCCGCCGCCGUCGACCGGCCUGCGGUACGGAGCUAGCGGUGCUUCCGGUUUCGGCGCCGGCAUGGACGCCUACGGCCGCUACGCGACAGUGGAGUCGCACCCGCGCACGCACCGGCGCGCCGUUCACGCCGGGAGCACCCCGGGGAGAGUGCUGUCGUCGGGCUUAUCGACGGAGCCGAGCGGCGGCGAGAGAAAAGCUUUGGCAGGAGGAGGAGGGGGGCCGGGGCAGGAGCACGGGGGUGCGUGGUUUCAGUGGCUGCCGCCCGUAGCCGCGGCGGGUCCCGGUGGCUGCUGCGCCGGUGGUGCGUCGAACAGCCAGACCGACCGGUGGCGCCACUGCGGGAAGGACUACGGGGUGAGGACGCCGUCCCUAACCUCGGCGUUCUCAUCGGUGGCGAUACUGCUCCGGUUCAACGGCGAAGCGGGCUUCGACAAACACUUGGAGAUGGAGUAUGCUGCCGAGAACCUUUGGUUCUGGAAGCAUGGCAUGAAUUUCCGGUGUACUCAGUUCGAAGGGACGGCUCAAAGACGGGAGGAGGCCCGCAGAAUCUUCGAUACCUUCCUCGCCGUCGACUCCCCUGACCAGGUUAACAUUUCCCACGAGGACAGGGAGGACGUGCUGGCGGCGCUGGAGAACAGGCCCGGGGCUCAGGCGGUCGGCGCCGGGCUCUUCGACGAAGCCUUGAUUCAGGUGGCAACGGUUGGGUGGAGUAGACCUGCAGGCUCUGUUAACCCUUUUAUAUUUGUACAGGUGGAGAACAUGCUGAUUCUAGGACCAUUCCCUCGCUUCGUUUCGGUGACGGCCGAGACCGUCAAGACGAGCUGGCAGAAAGUCUUGGACAGAUUCGGCUUCCAAGACAUUGCAGACUUGUUCUACUCGGUGCUCUUCGAGGUGGAGCCCUCGGUCGAGAGCUUGUUCACGAGGUCCAAACGUUUCCACGGAGAGAUGCUCAUGCGCAUGGUGGACACGUCCGUGAGGCUUCUCAACAACCUCCAGGAGCUUGUACCCGACCUCCUUCAGCUCGGCCUUCGACACAACGCGUACAAGGUUCGAAAGGAGCAUUUUCCCGUCGUCGGGGAAGCCCUGAUAGCCACGCUGGGCCUCGUUCUCCAGAAUGAGUUCACCGACGAAGUCAAGCAGUCGUGGGCAGCCGUUUACAAAGUCUUGUCCAACAUCAUGAUGUCGGUGCUGGACCCUCCCCCAGAAGACGAGGCGACCAAGGGCGGCUUGGUCACCCCGGACGACUCCCUUUCCAACAGUUCCAGCUUGGACAGCACAAGCCUGAUGGGCAGCGAGGGCUCCCUUCCCCCUCCGGAGGGGACAGCAGCGGUAGAGUCAGAAACGUCGGCGAGAGCAUCAGAGGCGGCGGCGAAGGUAGCGGGAGGAAGCGGCGGCAAGUCCUCGACUGCCGCGAGACCAUCGCUCGAUAUCGUCGGUAGCACCAAGGACGAGGAGAAGCGGCGGGCCUUGAGGCCGGUAGGAUCCGGCAACGGCAGCGGCGGAAGCUUCCGGGGGAUGUACCGCAGGGGCACUUCGUCCUUCCGGAACCAGUUCUCCAAGCUGGUCCGCAAGGAGAGCAUCCUAUCGGUACCUCCCUCAGCCGCCUCACCCACGGAGCCCCCGAUGACAGGAGCAGCAACGUCGCCAACUGUAACAGCAUCGACGGCGGCGGGACUAUCCACCACCAGCACCUCGACCUCUUCCGACUCCGCAGCCGAGAAUUCCGCUAUUGGAGCGGCGACCUCGGCUACCAUGGGAGCGGCGGCGGCGGCGGCGGCGGCGGCGGCUUCUGCUGAUUCCGCUGCCGGUGGCCCUGACAUUGUCACCAAGGCGUGGGCGUGGGGUGAAGAUCACAGCAAGGCCGGUGAGCCGUGCCGGUAAACGGUCCCGCUGACGGCUUGGCGGAACGCCUCCUGCUUCGCUCUGGCGAUCGAUGUCGAAGCGAGUUCCUGGGGCUGGAUGAGAAUGCCAAGAUCAACGUGACUCUCGGGCCGAAACUGAACACCUCUGGGUGUGGGUGCGGUAGAUAGAUGUGGCCGUGUUCCACACGGUACUUCUGCGGUAGGCCGACAUGAUGUAGUGAUCGGCAAUUCGGCUCUUUUUGCGGAAUGUCUUGCGAGGGUCUGCCCGGAAGAUGGAUUGAACUCCUUCGCCUCCAUCGAGGGGAAUUCGAUGACGACGUAGAUUUCACUCUGGGCUGUGCCGCCCGUUUUCCCUUGUCUAUCCGCGUGUUGCUUGUGUUUGUGAGAGUUGGGGGCAUUUGAGGGGCCGGUGACUGCUGUUCGUCGCCGGUCAUCGGCGUUAUUGUCGUAGCGGAGGUACUGUAGUUUGGCGCUCUUCGCAGAACAUGGUCGUUUUUUUUGUAACCCCCCCCCGCCCCUCCCAUGCAUUUUGCUGUGCCCCGAAUCAUGGGAGAACGAAGCCUAUGGUGUGCUAUUUGUGGAUGAUUGCCUUCUUUUUUCCCGGCGCCCAUCGAAACGGGGGUAGUUGGUUUGUGGCUUGGAAAAAUGUUCGUGCGGGUGGAGGGGGGAGCGUUUGCUCGGCCGAGCCAAUCAGUACCCGCCGUGUCCUGCCCCCUCUCGUUUUUUGCUGACAAUUUAUUUCUGUGUAGCGGUGACAACAGGCUGUCUGGUAAAUAGGGUGUGUUGUAAAUUAACUGGCUGUGGAGACGGCGGCGGCGAUGCGGGCUUAGUCGUAAGUUUGUUCUUGGAUGAAUCAUCGGAAAACGAACGUUUGUGUGCACAUCCGUCACCCUCAGUAUGCGGCGCGUUCGUGAAUUUUUCGGUUGACAGGGGCGGGUGUAUCGAAGGAUCUGGAACACACGGCUUCGUCGUUUUUCUUUAUGGUUAAGAAAACGGGCGGCAAUGAUUCCGCUUACCUUUUCCGGUUUUUCCUAUGGGAAUAUUCGAACCAAAAUGUUUUUUGAUAAUCGUGCGCCGCGAGAGCGGAGUUUUUUCAGUGCGCAGGAGCCGUCCGUGUUUUGCCGGCGGCCACACCCGGUACCCUGAUAGUCGGGUGUAAUGGGUUGGUUGGGUGGGUGAGGGUGCGCAUGGCUGGUGAGCGCAGAGCCUUCCGACCAGACCGUGGGGCGUCUGAGGGUAGACCGCGUUUUCGUGUUAAUUGCACUUAUUUGGUCUUAGUGGUGUUUUGACGUGACCUGUAGUGGUAUCUUUUUUGUUCCUCCAAGGUGGCGAACCCCCCGGUGGCGACUGCUGCUGCUCCCCGACUUCGUUGAGGGGGGCGCGCGAUUAUUUUUGUUGUUGUUUGUUUUUCAUGGCAUGUAGUAUGACAGUAUUUGUUGAUUCGACCAAUCAGCUUCCGUCCGAGAGUCAUGCAGGCUUGUGUUGUUUUCUGCCCUAUCCUGCAUUGGAAUCAUCUGGAUUUGAUCAUUUUACCCUUGUUUUCUUGUGAUCGGUACCAACCGGGACUGAUGUUGGGGGAGUAUUUUGCUUUUUUUUUUUUGUGUGAACCAUAUUUUGGAGGUUGCCUUUGGACCUCCCAAGACUGGGUAGGGCGAGAGGCACGAAGUCGUAGAGGGGACUUGAGUAUGCAUAUCAUAGCGAAGGGUUUUUGGUUGUGUGAUGACAACGACUGCGCGCUAAUACGGUACACGUGGUUGUGUCAUCGUGGAUAGAUGGAACACAAGUUGAUUGGCGGCCUUCGGCAAAGCGGCGAGCUUCGUUGAACCCGCGUCACCCGGGAACAUGUUUGUGGCGGUCUUCAGCAAAGAUUGAAAUCCUAUAUAUCAUUAUGUAUAUGUGCGAACUUCAUUUGGCUCCGUUCCAGUGGUAGUGUCCUUAGGCGGAGUUUUGCCAACAAUCAAAGCCAGUAUAGUACACCGUGUAGGCGGUUCUUAGAGUAAACACCCUCUAUGGCUUAUCGAUAUAUCUGCCCUCCGCUGCCCAUUUCUUUCUUUGCUGUUGCAUUGGUAGGGGGGGGGGUUCCUGGUGAGAACUGUUUAGUGGUAGGAAAACGCGAACGAACGCAAUCGCGCCGGAAAUCUGAAUUUCUUCCAUCAGUCUUGGCUGGGCUGUCCCUUGUCUGUGUGUUUCAAAAGAAGUAGUGGUGGGAAAGGUAGUAGUCCUUCCCGCCAGAGAUGUCGCGGUCCAUGGCCAAUCGGCUGAGGCGCAACAAAUGCUGCGUGGUGCCGAAGAUGUCUAAUGUUCUAAUUGUUGGUGUUGUGUCUGCUGGUCCCGCACGGUUGACUGUAUGUGUGUAAAGUGCUUCCUUUUCUCCGUCGCAUCUGUCUCUUCACGAGCGGCGGGGGCAAGUUUCGAUUUUGGACAUGACCGUCCUGUUUCUGUUUUACAACUUGAAGUAAGAGUCUUCCUUUUUUUUUUUCCGCCUACUACCCGCAAACAAAAAUAGCGCCCUGCACGUACUUUGCAUACGCACUUGGACGCAAAACUCGAGCAGGCAUAGCAGCCCUUCUUUUUUUCAGUAGGUCUUCCUUUUUUCUUCCGCCUGUGACACGUGCAGUAUUUAUUUCAGGUGCUAGGCUCGUUUAGCUUAGAUUAUUCCGUGCAAAUGGGCCGCUAGGCGAGGUAGUUGGGG